GUGUGGAGACUCUUCCCACUUGGAAGGAGGCUCGCCGACGCGCCUGGGAAGCAGAAAUCCGCGGAGCGCUCUGACUUCAACUCCGUACCACCUCACUCUCCCUUGUGUCGGGCUGGGGGUCUACAGCGAAGCCUUUAUCCUUUUAUUUUUCUUUUUUCUUUUAAAGCAAAACUAAAAUUCAGCCAAUCACCUCUAUAGUUUCAUUCAUGCGCUGCUGAGACGAGCGGAGCUGAAGAUGAAGAGUAGGCUCUCUCUGGCAGCGGUUGCUGCCGUCCUGGCACUGCUGCUGUCCUCCUCUCAGGCCCAGGAGCAAGUGGACCCUCCAUCAGACUUAAGAUUUAGGAUUUUAAGUGAGAACUCAGUGGAAAUGAUGUGGAGGAGACCACGGUCGAGGAUACAGGGUUACAGAAUAGAAGUGACCUCAGACACAGAAGAACCAACAAAAGAAUUUACUCUGCCUGCAUCUGCCACUAAGACCUCCAUUUCAGACCUGACUCCAGAUGUGGAUUAUGUCGUAAUGAUAACUGCAUAUUCUGGAUCAGAGCAGAGUCUGCCCAUCUCCGGCCAGAUCACACUUGAAUCUAGUGGAAGCACGAGAGGAACUUCCAGGAAACCAGACUCUUCAGAUUCAGUCAGAUGCUCUGCCAGCAUCAUCGGCGAUGUGGUGUUCUUGGUGGAUGGCUCCUGGAGCGUGGGCAGGCCGAACUUCAAAUACAUACGCUCCUUCAUCUCUGCGGCGGCCGGAGCCUUUCAUAUUGGCGAGGAAAAAACCCGGGUAGGCGUGGUCCAGUACAGUGAUGACGCCAGGACUGAGUUCAACCUGAACGAACACCACACCAGACCGGCGCUUCUGCGGGCCAUUGGCUCAAUGCCGUACAAAGGAGGCAACACGAACACAGGUGAUGCUCUGGACUACGUUCUGAGAAAUGCUUUCAGUGAGGCGGCCGGCGCCAGAAACGGUCUUCCCAAAGUGCUGGUGAUCAUCACAGAUGGCAAAUCUGAGGAUCCAGUGGCGAGUUAUGCCAAGCAGCUCCGGAGCACGGGGGUGGAGAUCUUUGUCCUCGGUAUCCAACAGGCAGAUGAAGAGGAGAUGAGGCUAAUGGCCUCUACCCCGUACAGCAGUCACAUCCACAGUGUGGCCACCUUCGACAUGAUAAAGAACGUGCAAAAACAGCUCAUUACUCGGAUGUGCGCUGGUGUAGAAGAUCAGCUCAAUGUAUUCGUCAGUGGAGAUGAAUUUGUUGAGCCAGCCUCCAAUCUCCAGGUCCUGGAAGUAAUCUCAAAGUCCAUGCGGUUGACGUGGGACCCCUCUAUCGGAGAUGUUUCCGGAUACAAGAUUCAGUUGAUCCCCAUGAUGACUGGCAGCAUGCGUCAGGAACUGUAUGUGGGCGCAGGCCAGACCUCGGUGGUGGUCCGAGGUCUCUCGGCAGAUACAGAGUACCAAAUCGUUCUGUUUGCCUUGAAGGGACUGACACCCAGUGAGCCCAUCACGGCCAUGCAGAAGACUCUGCCAGUUAGAGUCUCACUGGAGUGUUCCCUUGGUGUGGAUGUGCAGGCUGAUGUUGUCCUUCUGGUUGACGGAUCCUAUAGCAUUGGUCUGGCAAAUUUUGCCAAAGUAAAAGCCUUCCUAGAGGUGUUGGUCAAUACUUUUGACAUUGGGCCUGACAAAGUUCAGAUCAGCUUGGUCCAGUACAGCAGGGAUCCUCACCCUGAGUUCUACCUGAACACUCACCACGAUCUAAAUGCCGUGGUCAAGGCUGUGCGAAAUUUCCCAUACCGUGGCGGCUCCACCAACACUGGCAGGGCCAUGGCUUAUGUCAAGGAGAAGAUAUUCCAGGCUGCCAGAGGAGCGCGUGCCAAUGUUCCUCGUGUCACCAUCCUCAUCACUGAUGGAAAGUCAUCCGAUGCCUUCCAAGAGCCGGCCACCAAGCUGAGAAAUGCUGAUGUGGAGAUCUUUGCUGUGGGUGUUAAGGAUGCUGUGCGAAGUGAGCUUGAGGCCAUUGCUAAUUCACCUGCAGAGACCCAUGUGUACACUGUAGAAGACUUUGAUGCCUUCCAGAGGAUUUCCAAAGAACUCAUUCAGUCCAUCUGCCUUCGGAUUGAACAGGAACUCCGCAACAUCCUCCAGAGACAACUGAUCUCGCCGAAGGACCUGACCUUCUCAGAGAUUGGCUCCAGAAGCUUUAGGACCUCAUGGAAGACGGACGCCAUCAAUGUCGAGUCCUACCUGGUUCAGUUCAGGCCGGCGGAUGACCCCGACGGGCAUUUUGUGUCCAUGUCUGUGCCCGGGGACUCCCUCACUGCCUUCCUGCCCUACCUCAACCCUUACACUCGCUACGAAGUCAACAUCUACGCCCACUACGAGAAAGGGGAAAGCUUGCCUGUGACUGGCUAUCAGACCACGUUAGAAGAACAAGGCCCAGUUAGCAACCUCAGAGUAUCUGAAGAGACCACAGACAGCUUCAGAGUGUCAUGGGUAGCAGCUCCUGGACCGGUCAUUCGCUACCGACUCAACUAUGAACCGGUUGACGAUGAGAGCCCGAGGAUGGAGACGACCACCACUGGCACGGAGAUAACCACCGUGCUCCACGAGCUUCGGCCUCAAACCACCUACCGCGUCACCGUCACUCCCGAAUACCCGUCCGGUCCCGGAGCGCCGCUGCAGACUGUGGGCACUACCAAAGAAGAGGGGGGUCCUCCUAAAAACUUGGUCACCAGCGAUGUAACUGACACCAGCUUCAUGGCGUCUUGGACAGCGGCGCCUGGGAAUGUGAAUACGUAUCGUGUUCAGUGGAAGUCGAUGUUUUCCCAGGAGAUCCAAGAAAAAACAGUGCCAGGAGAUGAAACCAGCACCGUGCUGGAAGGUCUGACUCCAGAGACACUUUACCAGGUCUCUGUGGUUGCCGCCUACCCCCACAAAGAGAGCGAGCCACUCACGGGAUCAGAAAUCACAGAUGCGUCUGCUGAUGGGAAAAGACUGAGAGUGUCAGACGAGACAGAAAAAACCAUGAGAGUCACGUGGACGCCGGCACCGGGCAAGUUGCUCAACUACCGGCUGAAGUACGUUCCCCACAAUGGAGGCAAAGAAGUGGUCCAGAAAAUCCCUGCAAAGGCCACUUCUACUGUCAUGAAGAAUCUGAAGCCCGCGACCACAUACAAUAUCACCGUUCUACCCAUCUACAAGCGCAGGGAAGGAAAAGCAAGGCAAGGAGUAGGAACGACACUGUCACCGUACAAGAGUCCCAGGAACCUUCUGACCUCAGAGCCCACCAGGACCAGUUUCAGAGUGUCCUGGGAUCCAGCACCUGGGGAUGUCAGGGGCUACAAAGUCACCUUUCACCCCACAGGGAAUGAUAUUGACCUUGGGGAGCUCCUUGUUGGCCCCUACGAUAGCACAGUUGUUUUAGAGGAACUCAGAUCGGGAACAAAGUACUCUGUCGCUGUGUUUGGGAUGUUUGAUGGAGGAGAGAGUUUGCCUCUUGCAGGAGAGGAAAAGACAACUCUCAAGGAUGAACCCGAAUCUCCUCCUGUCACUCUUUCUGACAAUCAGUGUAAGACCACAGCGAAGGCCGACAUUGUGCUGCUGGUCGAUGGCUCCUGGAGCAUUGGACGCAUUAACUUCAAAACCAUCCGCAGCUUCAUUGGUCGCAUGGUCGGCGUGUUUGACAUCGGCCCAGAAAGAGUCCAGAUCGGUCUGGCUCAGUACAGCGGUGACCCAAAGACUGAAUGGCACCUGAACGCCCACCCCACCAAAGCAUCCCUGUUGAACGCUGUUGCCAACCUGCCAUAUAAAGGAGGAAACACCAUGACAGGAAUGGCUCUGAACUUCAUCCUUCAGAACAACUUCAAACCCAGCGUGGGGUUGCGUCCAGACUCCCGCAAAAUAGGCGUCCUGAUCACUGACGGAAAAUCCCAGGAUGAAGUCAUCUUAACUUCACAGAACCUGAGAGACAGCGGCAUCGAGCUCUAUGCUAUCGGUGUAAAAAACGCUGAUGAGAAUGAGCUGAGGUCCAUCGCCUCUGACCCAGAUAACAUUCACAUGUACAACGUCAACGACUUCAAGUUCCUGCUGGACAUUGUUGACGAACUCUCUGAAAACCUGUGCAACAGCGUUAAGGGCUCAGAUGAUGAGUCAGUGGCAGCGCCCACCGACCUGGUGACCUCGGAGGUGACGCAGAGCUCUUUCCGCGCUACCUGGACCCCACCCGACGGUCCCGUGGACCAAUUCCGCGUCACUUACGUGAUGGCGGCCGGGGGACCCACUGAGGAGGUGCUGGUCGACGGAUCCGUGAACACCAUAGUGCUGCAGAAACUGUCACAUCUGACCGAGUACAUUGUCAAUGUUUACUCUGUGGUUGGCGAGAUGGACAGCGAGCCUCUGAAGGGCACUGAGACCACAUUGCCGCUGUACACAGCGAAGAACAUGAACGUGUAUGAUGAGACCUCAGUCUCCAUGAGGGUCAGCUGGGACGGAGCAGUCGGCGCCACCGGCUACAUGCUGCUGUACAAUUCCGUCAAUGCCUCCGAGCCUCAGCUGGAGAAUGAGCUACGUGUUGGAGGGGAUGUAACCAGUACCCAGCUGGAGAAGCUGAUACCAAACACAGCGUACAACAUCAGAAUUUACGCUCUGUACGGAGAAGCCACCAGCGAGUCUCUGGAGGGCAUGGGAGUCACCUUGCCCAGGCCGGCUGCCGGACAACUGAGAAUCAGCGACGUUACUCACAGCACCAUGAGGCUCAACUGGGAUGCUGCUCCUGGACCCGUCCGCAAAUACUACAUCACCUACAAACCUGAGGAAGGAGAAGCAAAAGAGAUCGAAGUUAAUGGCGACAUCACCACCCUGGAGCUGUCCAGCCUCAUUUCCCAGACAGAAUAUGAUGUAGCUGUCACCCCGAUCUAUGACGACGGUCCCGCGACUCCGAUGCUCGGCAGCGCCAUCACGGAUGUUGUUCCUGCGCCCAAGAACCUGCGGUUCUCUGAGGUGACCCAGUCCUCAUUCAGAGUCACGUGGGAACACGGAGGCCCCGAUGUGUCCCUUUACCGUCUUGGCUGGUCCAAAAGGGGGGACUCAGACUUUCAGUAUGCUAUCCUGAGUAGCGACGAAACCUCCAACGUUCUGGAGAACUUGGACCCUGACACCGAGUACUCUGUCACCGUCACGGCCAUCUACCCAGAUGAGUCAGAGAGCGAAGAUCUGAUGGGAAAUGAACGCACAUUGUUAAAGUCGCCACUGUCCGUGCCUCCUGAGCCGCCCAAAAACCUGAGGGUUUUCAAUGCCACCACCACCACACUGACGGCGAAGUGGGAGCCCGCCCCUGGCACCGUCCAGAAUUACAAGAUCACUUACAGACCAGUCGCUGGAGGCGAGGCCCUCACAACGCAGGUUGGAGGGAAGAAGACUAGCGUCAUCCUGCAGAAGCUGGAGCCCGACACGCCGUACUCUGUCAGCGUCGCAGCGGUGUAUCCCACCGGCAUCAGCAAAGAUAUCUCCGAAGAAGGAAGAACUAAGCCUCUGGGUGGAGUCAGGAACCUGCAGGUGCUGAACCCGACCAUGACCACCCUGAAUGUGCGCUGGGAGCCCGCUGAGGGCCGAGUGAAGGAGUACAGAGUUAUCUAUGCUCCCGCUGCUGGAGGAGAUGAGAGCAUGGAAACUGUGUCAGCGGGCACAACCACCACCAUCCUGCGAGCCCUGCAGCCCGACACUCUCUACACUGUGACCCUGGUGCCGGUUUAUGCUGCAGGAGAUGGAAAGAGGAUGUCUGAAAAUGGAAAGACAAGACCUCUGGGAGGAGUAAAGAACCUGAGGGUGUCUGACCCCACAAUGACCUCUCUGAAUGUGAACUGGGAUGCUGCUGACGGAGCUGUUCGUCUCUACAAGGUCUUCUAUGUGCCCAAAGCUGGUGGCGAAGAGCAGAUGGAACAAGUUCCUGCGAGCACCACAAACAUCAUCCUCAGGAACCUGAUGCCUGAUACUCCUUACACGGUGUCGGUGUUACCCGUUUACCCUGCCAGGGAAGGCAAACGCCAGUCUGAGGAUGGAAAGACAUUGCCAUUGAGCGGAGUACGUGGCAUUAGUGUGACCAACCCGACCAUCACCACCCUCACUGUGACCUGGGAUCCUGCUGAUGGCAACGUUCAGGGAUAUAAUGUCAUCUAUGUUCCUGUGGAUGGAGGCCUGGAGAUUAAAGAGACCGUGUCUGAGAGUACCACCACAUUCGUCAUGAAUAAACUGCUGCCGGACACCCGCUACACCGUCACCGUGGUCCCCGUCUACGCCGAGGGAGACGGACCAAGCCUGUCUGAGACGGGCAAGACGAAGCCACUGGGCUUUGUGAGGAACCUGCAGGUGACCGAUCCCACCACCAGCACCUUGAACGUCCGCUGGCUGCCGCCUGAGGGGAAUGUGCGCGAGUACAUCGUGAUCUGGGUGCCCACAGCUGGAGGAGAGCAGGAUGUGGACUCGGUUCCUGGAACCGCCACCAGCACCGUGCUCAAGAACCUGGAUCCAAACACAGAGUACACUGUCACCGUGGUGCCCGUCUACCCCGAGAUGGAGGGAAAGCCCAUGUCCGAAAAUGGGAAGACAAAUCCUUUGGGUGGAGUAAAGAACUUGAAGGUGAUCGACCCGACCAUCAACACUUUGACAGUGCGCUGGGAUCCAGCAGUGGGCAACGUCCGGACCUACAAGGUCUUCUACACGCCCCAACCAGGAGGAGAAGAACGCAUGGAGGAGGUGUCUGGCGGCACCACCACCACCGUCCUGAGGAACCUGGACCCCGACACCGCGUACAAGGUGGCGGUCGUUCCAGUCUACCCAGACGUGGAGGGCAUAAGGCAGGAGGAGAAGGGAAAGACAAAGCCUCUGGGCGGAGUGAAGAAUCUCCAGGUGACCGACCCCACCGUCAACUCGCUGAGGGUCCGCUGGGACCCGGCCGAGGGCGACGUCAGACAGUACCAGAUCAUCUACGUCCCCGUCGCCGGAGGAACGGAGAGCGUGACUCAGGUGUCUGGGAUUACGACCAACACGGUCCUGAGAGAGCUGCGUCCAGAUACUGAGUACAAAGUGACGCUGGUUCCCAUUUACCCCGACACGGAGGGAAAACGAGCAUCGGAGAAUGGAAAGACCAAGGCUCUGGGAGGAGUGAAGAACCUCCAGGUCACUGAUCCCACCACCAGCUCCCUGAAGGUGCGCUGGGAACCGGCGGAGGGCAACGUCCGGCAGUACCGCAUCUUCUACGUGCCUGCAUCCGGAGGCGCCGAGGACAUGGAGCAGGUGUCCGGCGGCACCACCAACACCAUCCUAAGGAACCUGCUAUCAAACACUCCCUACACGGUGACCGUGGUCCCAGUUUACCCCGAAGGAGAAGGUCUCCGCCAGUCAGACAAGGGAAAGACACUUCCACGCAUGCCACCCAGGAAUAUCCAGGUGUACAACCCCACCACCAACACCCUGAAUGUGCGCUGGGAGCCAGCCACAGGCCAGGUUCAGCAGUACCGGGUGGUUUACGCUCCCUUUACCGGUGCAAGACCAUCCGAGUCGGUCCUGGUUCCUGGAAGUAUUAACAACGCCUUCCUGGACAACCUGAUACCGGAUACUCCCUACUCCGUCAGUGUCACUGCUCUGUACGCCGACGGCGAGGGAUCGCUGGUGAAGGACAAUGGCAAAACACUGCCCCGUGCUGGUCCCAGGAACAUGCGCGUGUUUGACGCCACCACAAGCACCCUGACCAUCGGCUGGGAUCACGCCGAAGGACCCGUAAGACAAUACAGGAUCGCCUACGCACCCAUGACUGGAGACCCCAUCACAGAGUUUACUGUGGUUCCAGGAAACAGAAACAAUGCCAUGCUUCAGAAUCUGCUCCCAGACACCCCAUACAACAUCACUGUGGAGGCCAUCUACGCCGAGGGGCCUGGAGGAUCCCUCAACGGGAACGGACGUACAAUCGACAUGUUGGGUCCCAGAAACCUUCGAAUCUCAGACGAGUGGUACACACGCUUCAGGGUGGCCUGGGACCCCGUGUCUGCACCCAUCCAGGGAUACCGGCUGAUCUACACCCCUGCAGGCAUGAACCAGCCCAUCGACUUCUUCGUUGGAGACGUGAGCUCUUACACUCUGACCAACCUGCAGCCUGGAACCACCUACGACGUCAAAGUGCUGGCACAGUACACCAGCGGCGUGAGCGCGCCGCUCAUUGGCCAGGGGACGACACUCUACCUGAACGUAACCAACAUUGAGACCUACAACGUCGGCCACGACAAGUUCUGCAUCAAGUGGACACCACACAGAGCGGCCACAUCGUACCGCAUUAAACUCAACCCAGCGGACCCAUCCAGUAAAGGACAGCAUGAAAUCACCAUUCCUGCCGGCCUGCCUCAGUACUGCUUUGACGGACUCUCUCCCGAUGCUCUGUACACCGCCACCGUCUUCGUUCAGACACCAAAUCUUGAAGGUCCAGGAGUCAGCACCAAAGAGAGGACCUUGGAGGAGCCAACUCCAGUCCCAACACUCCCGCCUACUCCAACACCUCCACCCACCAUCCCCCCUGGAUGGGCAGUCUGCAAAGGCGCCAAAGCAGAUGUGUUGUUCCUCAUCGAUGGCUCAUGGAGUAUCGGCGAGGAGAGCUUCACCAAGGUGGUGCACUUUGUCUCUGACAUGAUUGGCGCUUUUGAUGUCAUCGGACCCUCAGGGAUGCAGGUGUCGUUUGUGCAGUACAGCGACAACGCUAAGACCGAGUUCAAGCUGAACGCUUACCAGGACAAAGGCAUCGCCAUGGCCGCGCUUCCUUACAUUCGUUACCGAGGAGGAAACACCAAAACAGGAGAGGCGCUGAAACACACUUAUGAGAAGGCCUUCUCUCUUGAAAACGGGAUGAGGAGAAAUGUCCCCAAAGUGGUGGUAGCCAUCACUGACGGACGCUCUCAGGAUGAGGUGAAGAAGAACGCCGCCAGGCUCCAACACGCAGGUUACAGCGUCUUCGCCAUCGGUGUCGCUGAUGUGGAUUUCAUCGAGCUGCAGGAGAUUGGCAGCAAACCCAGCGAGAGACAUGUUUUCGUCGUGGACGACUUUGACGCUUUCAACACCAUCAAAGAAAACCUGAUCACCUUCAUCUGCGAAACUGCAACUUCCUCGUGCCCCUUGAUUUUUGUGAAUGGAUUUACUUCACCUGGCUUCAGGAUGCUGGAGGCAUUCAACCUGACGGAGAAGACCUACAGUUACAUCAAAGGUGUCUCCAUGGAACCCGGCUCCUUCAACAGCUACACAGCAUACAGACUUCAUAAGAACGCCUUCCUGACUCAGCCUACCACAGACAUCCACCCUCUUGGUCUUCCCCACGCCUACACCAUCAUCAUAAUGUUCCGCCUCCUGCCCGACACGCCCAAGGAGGCCUUCGACAUCUGGCAGGUGUCGAGCAAAGAUCACAAACCAGAGACCGGCGUCACCCUUGACCCAACCAGCCAGACCGUUUCAUUCUACAACAAAGACGAAAGAGGCGAGCUACAGAGAGUCACAUUUGACACAAGGGAAGUGAAGAAGAUCUUCCAUGGAAGCUUCCACAAGCUGCACGUCCUGGUUUCACCCACCAACGUCCAGCUCAACAUCGACUGCCAGGUAGUGGCCGAGAAGCCGAUCAAGGCCGCUGGAAACACGUCCAGCGAUGGCUACCAGGUCCUGGGCAAGAUGUCCAAAUCCAUCGGCUCCAAAGGAGAAUCGGCAACUUUCCAGCUCCAGAUGUUCGACAUUGUCUGCAGCUUGGCCUGGACCAGCCGAGACAGAUGUUGUGACCUCCCAUCGAUGAGAGAUGAGAUGAAGUGUCCGUCUCUUCCUAAUGCCUGCACCUGCACCUCGGAGGCCAACGGGCCGCCAGGACCUCAGGGACCAGUGGGCGCCCCCGGCAGCAAAGGUCCCCGAGGUGAAAGAGGAGAGCCCGGUUCUGCUGGACCGUUGGGCCCGCGGGGAGAUAUUGGACCACCUGGGCCCAUGGGUCUGCCCGGCCCUCAAGGACCAAGCGGGCUGUCGAUUCCAGGAGAAGCUGGCCGUCCUGGACCAAAGGGAGACCCCGGUGAUUCAGGCUUACCUGGGCAGAAAGGUUCUCGUGGUCCUUCUGGUCCUGUUGGCCCAAUGGGACCCGCCGGAGUGAGGGGCCCUCAAGGAAAGGAAGGCCCAGCUGGACCUAGAGGAGCCCCAGGGCCCAUGGGACCUCCAGGAUCUCCUGGAGUACCAGGUACCACAGGAAAACCAGGAAAUCCUGGAGACUCUGGUCCUCCUGGUCCCAGUGGUCUAAAGGGAGACAAGGGAGAGAGAGGCGACUUUGCUCCUCAGAACAUGAUGCGAUCCAUUGCCAGACAGGUUUGCGGACAGUUAGUCCAAGAACAAAUGACUCGGGUCAACUCGUUAUUGAAUCAAAUCCCCAGCGGCAUCUACCGCAACAAUAACCCAGGCCCUCCGGGCCCUCCUGGACCUCCUGGCAAUCAGGGACCCCGCGGGGAGCCGGGCGCCACAGGAAGGAACGGAUUCCCCGGAAGUCCCGGAUUGCCUGGCCAGCAGGGAGAGAGAGGUCCCCCAGGAGAGAAAGGCGAUCGAGGAACUUCAGUAGUUGGACCAAAAGGACUGAGGGGACCUCCAGGUCCACCAGGAGAGAGCAGGACUGGACCCCCAGGCCCUUCAGGCUCUGCCGGAUCUCGUGGACCACCUGGACGUCCAGGAUACGCCGGAGUCCGCGGGCCUCCUGGACCUCCUGGAUACUGCGAUUCCUCUCAGUGUGUCGGUAUUCCUUACAACGGGCAGGGAUACAUAGGUUCACCAUAGUAGACUUUUUAUACCGCCUGUGCUGCUUUCACUGACCAUCUGAAAACACAAAACAAAAAGUCCUGUAACUGAAUCACUCAUAUGCUCUAAAGCUGUUUAAAGGGAUAACCACCAAAGGAAACAAUUAACAAACUGUGCUGAAAACAUCACAACAACAAAGAGGGAACGAGUACUAACGACUCACAGCCAGUAGAGCAAAACACCAGCAGCAGCGGUGAUGGCACCGACCUCUUUAGUGGCCUGUUUGCAUCUUGAAGCCAAAGACCAAACAAAGAAGCCUUGUUCAGUGGAGGAGCAUGCAGCAAACAACACCACCGACAAGCCAAAACAAAUACUAACAAAGGUGGACUUGUACCAGAGAAACCAGUGCAGCCACCUCAGCAUCACCACCCACAGCAGCAGCAGCAACUCUGUUAACAGCAUUUCUCUCCAUGUGACAUGUAAAUAAACUAAUUUGUGCCUUGUAAAUGAUGUUUGAAUCAAGUCCACUAAAUUUAGUCUUAACAUCUGUAGUUUUAAAGCUUGUGCCUUGCAAAACAAACCUGCUGCUUGCUCAAACGCCGACAGAACACUUGUGUUAUUUGUAUUUUUUUUGGUUGUUUUUUUUUUUGUUUGUUUGUUUGUUUUUUUUCUUCAAGUCUUCCCGCCCAUGUGCUUGUAGCCAUUUUAAACUGCUCAGGGUCAUGCUGGUCUGUCCUGCACGUGUGACCCUGCAGGCUUAGAUUCACCACUUCAUGUUUUCAUGUAUCAGGAAAAAAAUAAGAAACAGAUAAAAAUAUGUAGCUUUUCCUUUUUUCCUGUAGCCCCCCUUCCCCAAAAAACCCCAACAACAACAACAAAGAAACCCCACCCACACUACAUCUGGUUUAAAAUACUAACAAAGCUUUCACAAAUUCUCUUUCUAGUCGGGUGGUUGAAGAUCUCAUGUUUUGUUACAUUUUGUAAAUGUAUGUGAUGGAAUUGAUUGCUGGUAAUGCUUGUGGUGAUCAGACUAACACCUAAAAUUCUAACAACACAAAGGGAGAAUAUGAAUGCACUGAAAUGUAUAGCAGGGGCGUGCCCAAAGGGUGCCUUGGGUGACCUGAGCCGUGUUUAAGUGAUAAAAACAGUCUCAUAAAGGCUUUUUUGUAGUGCAGAUACUUUUUUUUGAAGUAACGUUUACUUCGCCUGCAAAUUUAUUGGUUUACCAAGAUAAAUAUUGGCAAACCUUCCCUGUUGAGACCUCCCCUCUAAAGAAUGAAUAAAUUACACUAUGAUGAUAAGACAAACUCAAACCAGUUUGUUGCUGUGUAGCUUUGCUGGUGACAACCAUUUCCCCCUCUGUGUCACACAAGCCACCUAUGACAAUGCCCCCAAUACUGGCCACACCCCUGCUGUUUACUAACUAGCUGUGUCAGUGCUUUAGGUGGAAUCAGAAAGAAACACCACUUUUAACCAGUUCUUCUUGUGCAUGUUGAGAAAAACCAAGAGAAAAUGUGCCAACUUACUUUGCCAAUUGGCCCAAAUGCUAUCUCCAAGCAGGCCAAUACCCAUCUGAACCUGACACCCAAGUAGUCCGGUUCCCCGAGGAGGACGGCGAGUUGCAAAACCAGCGUCAAAAGAGAUCACUACCAAGAAAGACAACCAGCAGGCUAACAUCAUAAAGACAAGUAGUGUUUUCUUUAUCUGUUUAAUUUUCUUCACCUUAACCUGUGUUCGUUCAUGAAAUUAUAAAUAAAAAUGGGGUUUGAUACCUCAAAUUUAUUGGGUAAUACAUUUCAGUGCCUUAAAAUCUAUGUGAAUAUUCUUUUUUGUGUCAGGUGAAGGGUUUAGACUGAUCAGAGGGAAGGACAUGGUUCGGGGGUGACUGGCACAAUUUUAAAAUAGGCAAAAAACAAACUACAAAAACCUGUGAGAUUUCCUUUUCCAUUUGGCUUUUUGCUUGUAACAUAUUUGCAUUGAGUUUGUAUUGACUAGCAGUGUUCAACAGUGUACUCAUUGUAACAAGGCUAGCAAUAGUACAGCAGGAAGGAAAAUGUUCAGUGUCAGGACAUCACAUAUGAAAUGUUUAUUGUUUUGCUUUCACACUUCAUCCAGUAUGUUCAGUAUAACCUUUCUCAUUCAGUUCAUCUUUUAGGAGGUUCAGUUAAACACCGCUUUCAUUUUGUAUCUUUAUAUUUAUCAGUUUUCCUUUAUUCUGUCACAGCUAAUUUUACCAAAGGUGGAAUUGCAUGUCUGUGGUGUAUAUUUAGUACAUGUUCACUACAUUUCAUCUUGUUUUAAUCAGAAUAUAGUUGUCAUCGUCAUUCUCAUCGUAUCAAAUGCGGUCAAAACCUGCGUGCAAGACUAUGGAAAUGGUAUUGCUGCUUCAUGUUUUAACUGCAGAUUGUGAAUUCCACAGCCUUAUUUUCUUAUUUAUUUCUGAAAACAGAAGAGGCAUUUUUCAAUAAAACUACUGAAAAUCUA
Messenger RNA from Oreochromis niloticus (Nile tilapia), 13252 nucleotides. It is a transcript of the gene col12a1b, whose product is annotated as collagen, type XII, alpha 1b. The record is from RefSeq and is a predicted model, not a curated record. Lineage: Eukaryota; Metazoa; Chordata; Actinopteri; Cichliformes; Cichlidae. The transcript is spliced from 77 exons. Gene Ontology annotation, molecular function: proteoglycan binding; extracellular matrix structural constituent; integrin binding. The coding region runs from base 236 to 10807 and encodes 3523 amino acids. Gene Ontology annotation, biological process: cell-substrate junction assembly; cell-matrix adhesion; heart development.